AUGUUGGGAACGUUCACGAAAGCCUACGGUGAUGAGGAGGUGGCGAAGAUGCUCGUGACAGCCAAGCUGAACCCGACUACCAAGCAGCUCGCGAAUAAGCUGCAGAAUGAGCAGAUAGUGGGCUGGAUGCAGAACGGCGUCUCCCCAGACUACCUGUUCAAGUGGUUUAGGCUGGAUGAAGGGACGAUUGAGGGGCUUCUGGCGAACCCGGCGUUGGGCGUUUGGUACCACUUCUUCACCAACCUGAACCAGUUCCACGCGGAUAGAGAUGUGCGGAUGAUCACACAAUUGGUGGACAAUUAUGGCGACAUCCCGUUGGCAAAGGAACAAGCAUGGUGUCGCGGCCAAGUUGCAGCUAACUCAGUUUCAAAAGUGGAUGGUACUUGA
Molecule: messenger RNA, 387 nt
Organism: Phytophthora sojae
Lineage: Eukaryota; Oomycota; Peronosporomycetes; Peronosporales; Peronosporaceae
Exons: 1
Coding region: 1-387 (128 amino acids)
Source: RefSeq, a predicted model, not a curated record